Messenger RNA from Botrytis cinerea B05.10, 911 nucleotides. RefSeq names its product Bclsm4 (gene Bclsm4). The record is from RefSeq and is a predicted model, not a curated record. Gene Ontology annotation, biological process: nuclear-transcribed mRNA catabolic process; spliceosomal snRNP assembly; mRNA splicing, via spliceosome. NCBI's taxonomy places the organism in Eukaryota, Fungi, Ascomycota, Leotiomycetes, Helotiales, Sclerotiniaceae. The transcript is spliced from 4 exons. The coding region runs from base 237 to 605 and encodes 122 amino acids. Gene Ontology annotation, molecular function: U6 snRNA binding. Gene Ontology annotation, cellular component: spliceosomal tri-snRNP complex; U6 snRNP; P-body.
GGAAAUUGGACAUUAGUGUUGCCUGGAAUUUAAGGCCAAUAAGCUUCAUGCCUCAGUUUUGACUCUCCCUAGCCAUUCAGCCAUUCUCUCAUUUUGCCUAGCUGGUCAAUCUCGAAACCCGUCGUAAUUCGAUACGGUAACCUGCACACCUCCAUUGUUCCUUGAAUAUCAAAUCCACCCAAGCUGAGCGAGCGCAUAGCAAACAACAUUAUAUCAUCCAUCGAUUCAUCGUCAAUAUGGUUCUUCCCUUAGGUCUACUCACGGCCGCACAAGGUCACCCAAUGCUGGUUGAGCUUAAGGAUGGCGAAACUUUGAACGGCCAUUUAGUAUCGUGCGAUACUUGGAUGAAUUUAACGCUAAAGGAGGUGGUUCAAACGAGUCCGGAUGGUGAUAAAUUUACAAGGUUACCAGAAAUAUAUGUCAAAGGAAACAAUAUCAAAUAUCUCCGAAUGCCAGAUGAAAUUAUCGAUCUAGUAAAGGAUCAACAACAAGGACAACAAAGCAAUUACAGAGGCCGCGGAGGCAAUAGGGGCGACAGAGGUGGCGACCGAGGUCGUGGUGGUAGAGGUGGCAGAGGAAGAGGAAGAGGAGGGAGAGGCGCGUGAAACAUUGAUGGUGGUGGUAAUGAGCUGAAAUUGGACUCGAAGAAGCUACAUAAUGGCACGUAUGAUAUACACAAAGUGCAGAGGGGCGGCUACAUUUCUUCUUUAUGAACAUCGAAGGAUUUCGAUACAUGCAGCAAGUUUGCCUUGAAAUGAUGCAGGCAGGCAUGGCAGGUAUAUGAUAGGUUCACAUUGGAUGUGAGAAAUCGUCGAGGCACAUAUAAACAUGUCUCUCAGCAAAGUCUCAAACCAUCACAUAUUCCGAGAUCAUAGCCCACAACAAAAACAAAUAUUCCCCCCAAUUCUUCA